Molecule: messenger RNA, 2700 nt
Organism: Rhizophagus irregularis DAOM 181602=DAOM 197198
Lineage: Eukaryota; Fungi; Glomeromycota; Glomeromycetes; Glomerales; Glomeraceae
Source: RefSeq, a predicted model, not a curated record
AUGCUACGUAAAACAUUUCGCUACAAACAUGCAAAUAAACAGUUAACACUUCACAAACGUUAUUCUUACAUAUCAUCUUUACGAGAUUAUGAUAUUAAAAAUGCUAUUAAAGCGUAUUCAAAUAAUCCAGUUAUCGAAGAACCAUUACUAAAUUAUUCUCAAAUAACAAAUGAAACUACUAAUGAAUUUAGUUUAAUGCAAAAUUAUGAUGAAAUCAAUCAUAUUGCCGAAGAAAUACCAACUGAUAAUGAAUACAAUACACAAUACGAUAGUUCUGAAAAAGAAAGAGAUAUAACUGAUAAUGAAUAUGAUACUGAUUCAGAAUCACAAAAUGAUAAUUCUGAAAAAGAAAGACAUAUAACUGAUAAUGAAUAUGAUACUGAUUCAGAAUCACAAAAUAAUAGUUCUGAAAAAGAAAGGCAUAUAAUUGAUAAUGCUCUAGAUCCUUCUAGAUUGCCAAAUAAUACAAGCGAUUUUUCACCAUAUUUUGACAACAUUACCACAGCUUUGUUAUUUUGUUGGAUACAGAAACAUAAUAUAUCUAUAAUGAAUCACAUGUAUUUUGGUCCAGGAAUCGAAGCAAAUGUAAAGUCAGAAUUUUGGCAUGGGACUUUAUGGGCCGAAUCUCCACUUUUUGGUCAAGAAAAGAUUGUUAUUUCACAAGUAACAUAUUAUUGCGGAGAAUUUAUUUAUUAUUUGUCCAAUGGUGGACAUAAGCUGCUUGGUUUUCUUAGAUCGAUACAAGUUAAUGAAGAAAACCAAUAUGUAUUGAAAAUACAAAAACUUUUGUAUUAUGAAGAUAUACCUGGUAUAUUUAAAGGGCAUCUUAGACAGCAACGAUCCAAAUCUGGUGAAGUAUGGAUGCUUGAUGAUAACUUUGUUUUCAUUUGUCCUUCACAAGUUUAUAAUAAAGCAACAGUCAAAUUGCCACAUUUACAUCAAGUUCUGUCUCACAGUGAUCUUUAUGUAUUAGAAAUAAUUUAUAAACAUAAUAAUCAUUGGCGGGUUAGAGAUAUUCAACUAUCUUACCAACAUCCUGCUCACUCCAUUAUAAUUAAUAACCCACCUGUAGAUUCAAUGCCAGUUUAUAAAUUAUUCUUAGAUCUUUACUAUGAUGAUUUCGGUACAUUCAGAAAUGUGUAUCACUCAUUGGGAGGAGUUUAUGUGCAAUUUGGCAAUAUGCCAGCACAUAUGCGAAAACGACUCAAAAAUCAUUUCGUAAUUGGAUUUGUGCCAUUCGGCGGUAAUUUUGAUGAGUUUAUUCAGCCAUUCAUUAAUGAGUUAAAGGAAUUUGAGAAGGGAAAAAUAAUGAAUAUACAAGGGCGAGACGUCUGGGUAGUUGCAGGUUUAGGAGUAGUUACUGCAGACUUGCCUCAAGGGAAUGAUUUAUCAGGUGUUUUAAGACAUGGGGCAACAAAGGGGUGUCGUACUUGCACUGUAGAAAAAUACUCAUAUACUGAUAAUUCUACAGAUAUUAUCAGACUAUCACGUUAUAAACAAUGUACUGAUUUAGAUUUUUCCUUAAUUGCAGCUGAAAGUUCAAUAACAAGAAAAAAACAAAUUGGUUCAGAAUUCGGAUUAAGAAUAAAGCAAAGCAUUUUAGAUGAAUUGCAAAGAGAAAGGCACUUGCAAACCCCGCAAGAUAUAUAUCAUGCCACAGCAGGAAAAAUUAAGCGCCUUCUUAGAUUGACAUGUGAAUUAUUUUCACAUGAGGGGGAAAAUGCAUUCAUCAGAACCUGGAAAGCUUUAGAAAAACCAAAGAAAUGGGCUCAUUUACCAAAUCCCAUAAGUCAUCAUGAAAGUUUCAUGAUGUCAGAUUAUCUUCGCUUGGCGAUGAUAAUGCCAUUUAUCCUUCACCGUUUUCUAAAGGUUAUACAUAUUAAAAGUGAUAAUCUGGCUUUAAUUCAGCAACGAAUUAACGUUCAGCGAAAUGAUUUGGUACCAAAAUAUAUUGUAAAAUGUUGGGUUUGUGUUGCUCAAACCAUGAAAAUUGCUUUUGAUAGACAUUUUACUAAUGAAAAAUAUAUUGAAUUGCAAAGAUGUUUAGACGCCGAAAUGAAUAUUUUAACACAAGUUUUUGAAGAAUUCGUCAACCUCCCAAAUCUUCAUCUUAAUUUUCAUUUUCUUUUACAUGCCCGUACUUAUGCCACUUUAUCUAAUACUCAAGUGGGAUGUUUUUACGAUAUUAAACUAAAACAAAGAAUAUCUUCAAAAAAUACUGGAAAUUUUGUAACAUUUUCGUUACAAGAUGCCAAUUUUAAAGCUGAACUAUAUGAAUCUUAUAAAGAUCUUAAACUUAAUUCAGCACUCAUAAAUUCUUCUUUAACUUGGUAUCAACGGGUUUCCUACAUGACGGAAGAUAAUUAUGGAAAUACUGAAAAAGUCUGUUUACAACUUGGAGAUAUUUUAACAAUACAAGAAGAGGAGUGCGAAUCUUAUGCCAAGCUUCAAUCGAUAUUUCAACAUAAAGGCAAUGAUGAUAAGUUCUAUGUCUUUAUUGUUGUUGCUUGGUUUGAAUAUGUUAACCAAAAUCAUACAAUUUUAGAAUGUCCGAUUUAUAGGCUUAAUGAUCGGCAAUGGAGAAGAGUAUUCCCGAUUACUGUUAUUGAUAAAGCUCAUAAAGCACACUUUAUACGCAGAUCAGUUGACACAGAUGAUGGUUAUUGGUACAAAAAUCAAUUUUAUUUCACGGCUAUUUGA